Molecule: messenger RNA, 1614 nt
Organism: Pyricularia grisea
Lineage: Eukaryota; Fungi; Ascomycota; Sordariomycetes; Magnaporthales; Pyriculariaceae
Exons: 2
Coding region: 1-1614 (537 amino acids)
Molecular function (GO): oxidoreductase activity, acting on paired donors, with incorporation or reduction of molecular oxygen; iron ion binding; heme binding
Source: RefSeq, a predicted model, not a curated record
AUGGGCCACAGCACUGUUUCCCUGGCCAUGGCCACACUGGGAAUAUUCAUCUUCUACCUGAUCUCCAAAGUCCUCCUGAAAACAUGGCACAACGCCACAGAAGCCCGCCGCCUCGGUUGCAAACCACCGGCCUCCUUCCCCUACUGGUGCCCUGUCGGCCUAGACAUUGUGCGUAAGCUCAUCGCCUCUCGCCGGCAGAUGCGGACCCCCGAGUGGCUGCGAGAGCAGCUGGCCAAGACGUCGACGCCGGCAAAUCCAAACAACCUGACCUGCUCUUUCCAGAUCAUCCAAACCAGCGGCAUCCUGACGGCCGACGAGGUAAACGUGCAUGCACUGCUCUCGAAACAGUUUGACGAUUUCGAGGUCGGCCAGACCAGACGCGAAAUCGCCCGCCCCCUGGUGGGUGACAGCAUCUUCACUACAGAUGGUCACGCGUGGAAGAUACUGCGGGCGCUGGUCAGGCCGUCGUUUGCUCGGCACCAGGUCGGCGAUCUUGAGCUGGAUGAAAAGCAUGUCAAAAAUAUGAUGGCUUGCCUCGAGACGGGCUCGGAUGGCUGGACGGGGAAUAUAGACCUCCAGACGCUCAUGUUCAGAUACUCCCUCGAUUCGUCCACCGAGUACCUUUGCGGCGCCUCGGUUGGGUCUCAGCUUAAGGAGCUACAGAAGGGGAAGACGGCCGAAGACACGGACGAGAUCGACUUUGCGUCCGCCCUGGACCGAGCAAUGGAGGGCCUCGCCACCCGCGGGCAAUUCUUCGAAUGCGGGCCAUACAUCUGGCCGAGGGGGUUCCAAAAGGCCUGUGAAGACUGCCACGCCUUCAUCGACAAAUACGUAGCCAGACAGCAGCAUAAAAACCUCACUGCCGUCGCCACCGAGAAGCAACCCUCGGCCGAUACAUCACCCGACGCAAAGCACAAAUACAUUUUCCUAGAUGCGCUCGCCGAGAGCUUCCCCGACCCCGUCGAGCUUCGCUACCAGAUCCUAGGCGUGCUCUUCGCCGGCCGCGACACGACGGCCUCGCUCAUCAGCUGGGUGUUUUACAACCUCGCACGCGACCCGGCCCGGUACCACAAGCUGCGACAGGUCGUGCUGGAGCAGUUUGGUGGGCCGGGUGAGGACCCAAGCCGCCUCAUCACGUUUGAAAGCCUCAAGGAGUGCCGGUACCUGCAGCACGUCAUCAACGAGACCGCGCGCCUCUGCCCCGUCGUGCCCGUCAACUCGCGGCGGGCCAGGCGCAACACCACGCUGCCCAGGGGUGGGGGUCCUGAUGGUCAAUCAAAGGUUUUCGUCAAGGAGGGCACGUUGGUUUACUUUGCGCCGUAUAUCAUGGGGCGGAGGAAGGAGCUGUGGGGUGACGAUGCGGAGAGGUUCGUUCCGGAGAGGUGGGAGGGUAAACGGCACGGGUGGGAGUUUAUACCGUUCAGUGGAGGACCCAGAAUCUGCCCGGGCCAGCAGUCGGCACUGACAAAGACUGCAUACGUGAUCGUAAGGUUGCUGCAGCGAUUCGACAGGAUAGAAAGCUGGGACCCUGAGAUGGAUGUGAAGCAUGAUGCAACGGCUACCAUGUGCUCCGGGACGGGAGUCAAGGUUAGAUUGCAUGCGGAUGGGUUUUAA